Molecule: messenger RNA, 366 nt
Organism: Leishmania braziliensis MHOM/BR/75/M2904
Lineage: Eukaryota; Euglenozoa; Kinetoplastea; Trypanosomatida; Trypanosomatidae
Exons: 1
Coding region: 1-366 (121 amino acids)
Source: RefSeq, a predicted model, not a curated record
AUGAUCCUUCUCAUGCUGCUGGCUGCGCUGCUGUGGGGCGUGACGAACCCACUGCUGAAGCACUACAGCCGCGGGAUGCCGAGCCGCGGGUCUGCGAAGGAUGACACCCUUUUUCUUCUGCGGAGACCAAAGUACCUGGUGACACAGGCUGUGAACCUAAGCGGCUCCGUCGUGUUCUUUUACUCGCUGCGCGAGGUGGACGUGUCGGUUGGCUCGAUUGUAGUGAACUCACUUGCAUUCGUGAUCACUGUGCUGAUGAGUGUGUUUGUUCUGCGCGAGGGCCUGUUGUGCCCGCGGACUGCUACGGGGUGCCUUCUGGUGAUGGUGGGAACUGGUCUGUGCACUUACUCGUCUGGCGCGAGCUGA